AUGAAUAGCCGAUGCCUAAUUGUUUGUUAUGGAGAACUAUUUUUGAAAGGAAGAAACCGCCCCGAAUUUGUUCAAAAAUUAACUAAUAAUAUUAAUUUAUCCUUUCAAAAAAAUAAUUUUUCCAACUUUAGCAUUAGAAAACUCCACGAUCAACUAAUAAUUACUGCUAAAGAUGACAAAGAAUUACCCAAAAUGAUUCCUUACUUAAAAAAGGUAUUUGGAAUUAGCACUUUCUUUUUGGCUUACCAACUAGAAAAUGACUAUGAAAAACUUUGCAAGUUUGUUGAAAGCAUUACUGACUAUUAUGAAAUUAAUUUUACUACUUUCAAAUUUGACAUUAGCCGGAGUGAUAAGACUUUUCCCAAAAACUCUUUAACCUUGCAAAAAGAAUUGGGAGAGAUUAUAGUCAAAAAACAAAAUUUAAAAGUUAAAUUAAAUAAUCCGCAAACGACUUUUUAUAUUCGAAUUCAUCACCAAUUUAUCCUUUUUUUUAUUGAAAAAAUAAAAGGGCUUGAAGGCUUGCCGGUCGGCAGUUCCGGAAAAAUUCUAUUACUUUUAAGUGGAGGGAUAGAUUCUCCAGUAGCCGCUUACCAAUUAAUGAAAAGAGGUUUAGAAGUGGUUUACUUGCACUUUUACCAUGAAAAAAAGGGGCAAGAAAAAAUAUUUGCGCUGAGCGAAAAAUUAAGUCCAUAUAACAACUUUUCUAGGCAAGUUUAUUUAGUUGAUGCCCAACCUCUUUUUACUGAAAUUAGUCAUAUUAGUCAAGCCAAAUAUCGCCUAAUUAUUUUGAAAAGAAUGUUUAUUCGUUGUGCUGGUCUAUUAGCCAGAAAAUUAGCCAUCACUGCUCUUGCCACUGGUGAUUCCUUAGCACAAGUAGCUUCCCAAACUCUCGAAAGUUUGGGAGUUAUUCAACAGGCUUCUAUAACUGUUUUUGAACCAGUAAAAGCCUUAACUCAAAAAGCAAUUGAAUUACAUCAUGAUUUAGAAAGGGAUGAAAAAGGAAUAAUUAAUAAAAUUCUUUGCUGA
This is a messenger RNA of Funneliformis geosporum, 1026 nucleotides long. NCBI's taxonomy places the organism in Eukaryota, Fungi, Glomeromycota, Glomeromycetes, Glomerales, Glomeraceae. The record is from the annotation of a GenBank genome assembly.